AUGGGCACUUGGGGUGGAGAUGGGGAGACCUCAGCUUGUAAACAUCCCCAUUUCAUGACACGUACCACACAGCAUAGCAGCACUGAGAGUGACUUGGUGAUACCCCAAAACAUAGAUGGACACUUGUACUUGCAAGGGAUUUUUGUGAACCAAAGCCUGGCACUAGGGAAAAUUCGCUGCUUUGGUUUUGACAUGGACUACACUCUGGCUGCCUACAAGUCCCCGGCCUAUGAGGUACUAGCCUUUGAGCUGCUGCUGGAACACCUGGUGUGCAUUGGGUAACAUGAGAUCCUGCGCUACACUUACGACCCUACCUUUCCCACCAGGGGCCUGGUGUUCGAUGCACUCUACAGGAACCUGCUGAAGGUGGAUGCUCACGGGAAUGUGCUGCUGGGCAUCCACGGCUUCACCCUCUUAUCUGAGGCCGAGAUCUGGAGCUUCUACCCCAGUGAGUUCAUUCAGAGGGACGACCUGCAGAGGUUCCACAUCCUCAACACACUCUUCAACCUGCCUGAAACCUACCUGUAUGCCUGCCUGGUGGACUUCUCCAGCUGCUCCCGCUAUACCAACUGCGACACUGGCUAUCAGCAUGGGAACCUCUUCGUGUCCUUCCGAAGCCUCUUCCAGGAUGUGACCGAUGCCAUGAAUAAUGUCCAUGAGUCGGGCUGUCUCAAGGAGAAGACCCUGGAGGACUUGGAUAAAUACGUGGAGAAGGAUGUGUGAAUCCCCAUCCUGCUGGGCAAGAUGAAGGAGGUUGGGAAAGUGUUUCUGGCCACCAACAGUGGCUACAACUACACUGAUGCCAUUAUGACCUACCUGUUUGGCAUUGGUGAGGUGGGGGCCCCAGCCAGGCCCUGGAGGUCCUAAUUUGACCUGAUUAUAGUGGACACACAGAAGCCCCGAUUCUUUGCAGAGGGAACGGUACUGAGGCAGGUCAACACGGACUCAGGGAAGCUCCAUGUGGGCACCUACACCGGGCCUCACCAGCACUGUGCUGUCUACUCUGGAGGCUCUUCAGACGUGGUGUGUGAGCUGCUCGGGGUGCAGGGAAAGGACAUCUUGUACAUUGGGGACCACAUCUUUGGUGACAUCCUCAAAUCCAAGAAGCAGCAGGGCUGGUGGACUUGUCUGGUGGUUCCUGAGCUGUCUCGGGAGCUGGGCAUCUGGGCCCGGGAGAAAGACCGGUUGGAGGAGUUGCAGAGGCUGGACAUGCGCCUGGCUGACCUGUACCAGCACAUGGAUGGGAGUUGUGGACUACAAGUCAUCAACUCUACCAAGAGGGAGAUUCAGAUGCCGCAUGAAUCACUUGUGGAGCAAGACCAGGACAAUCUGGAGUCCACCUUCAGCCUUCUUUCCAGGGCAGCCAGAGGGAACAGCUACUUACUAAACAAGAAAGUUACUGAGUACCGUUGA
Orycteropus afer afer is the source of this 1413-nucleotide messenger RNA. The record is from RefSeq and is a predicted model, not a curated record. NCBI's taxonomy places the organism in Eukaryota, Metazoa, Chordata, Mammalia, Tubulidentata, Orycteropodidae.